UCCAUCCACAAAUCUCUUCUUCAGUCUUACACCAAUCCAAACCCAAAAUGACAAAACCAACUCUUAUUUUCCUCAUAUUGUUUUCUCUCAACUUUGCUUCUAUUUCUGCUUUAUCCCAAAAACCAAAAGCCUUAGUUUUACCAAUACGCCAAGAUGUAGGUACUAAUUUACUAGUGGCUGAUAUUUACGGAAGAACCCCUCUUAAACCCGUGGGCUUUGUAGUGGACCUUACAACCCGCCACUUAUGGGUUAAUUGUGAAACUAAUUACAAAUCAUCCACUUUGACCCAGCCCAAAUGUAAAUCAGCCCAAUGUCAAAAAGCUGGUACUAAAUAUUGUCAUACUUGUCCAAUAGCAGCUAGACCAUUUUGUCAUGCUAAUACUUGUGGGUAUUAUUUAGAAAAUCCAGUAACCCAUCAGAAUACUGUGGGUGAGUUAGCUGAAGAUGUUAUUGCUUUUAGUUCAACUAAUGGGUUUAACCCGGGCCCAUUGGUCCAAAUACGGGAUUUCUUAUUUACUUGCUCGCCUUCAGCUCUGGUCGAGCUAAAGUUACCUAAAGGUGUACAAGGUGUAGCCGGGCUGGCCCAUGCUCCGAUUGCAGUACAAAACGUGUUGGCCUCUAAACUUGGGCUUAAGCCCAUUUUUACUAUGUGUAUUCCAUCGGGUAAUUCUAAUGGAGUCAUUUUCUUUGGGUCAGACGGGCCUUAUAGUCUCCUUCCUGGGCUUGAUUUUUCAAAAACACUUAAAUAUACACCAUUAACUAUAAGCCCAUUUGAUGAAUAUUACAUCAAUGUAAAGGGUAUCAAAAUUAACCAAAAGCCCGUUCCGGGCCUUAACAUUUCAUUGCUUUCGGUAAAGGACACGGGUUCUGGUGGUGGAACCACAAUCAACACUUUGUUACCUUACACUAUUUUAGAAGGUUCUAUUUUUAAGGCUAUAACAUCUUUUUUUGCUCAACAGCUUUCUAAGGUUCCUACAGUAAAACCCAUUGCACCAUUUGGGCUUUGUUAUGAGUCCAAAUAUUUCUCAUCAACUUUAUUAGGGCCUGGAGUUCCAAGUAUUGAUCUUGAGUUAGAAGGUAAGGAUGCAGUUUGGUCUAUAUUUGGGCUGAACUCAAUGGUAGAGGCCCACCCUGGAGUGUUAUGUUUGGCAUUUGUGAAUGGUGGAAAUGAGUAUAGAGCUAAAGUUAAUAUUGGAGUCUACCAGAUUAAAGAUGUUCCACUCAAAUUUGAUUUGAGUAAAUCAGUCUUGGGCUUUGGUGGCCCGCUAAGUGGAGCCCGAACCCAUUGUGAGAAUUUCAACUUCACUACCGUUGCUUGAUGAAAGGGUAUUUCUUGAUGUGGGGGUAUUUGAUUUGACCAAGUCCAAAUUGCU
Molecule: messenger RNA, 1373 nt
Organism: Amaranthus tricolor (Joseph's coat)
Lineage: Eukaryota; Viridiplantae; Streptophyta; Magnoliopsida; Caryophyllales; Amaranthaceae
Product: gamma conglutin 1-like
Biological process (GO): proteolysis
Molecular function (GO): aspartic-type endopeptidase activity
Source: RefSeq, a predicted model, not a curated record